Molecule: messenger RNA, 1894 nt
Organism: Vespa crabro (European hornet)
Lineage: Eukaryota; Metazoa; Arthropoda; Insecta; Hymenoptera; Vespidae
Product: glycine-rich cell wall structural protein-like
Exons: 6
Coding region: 173-1747 (524 amino acids)
Source: RefSeq, a predicted model, not a curated record
AAGAUUACCUUAGCCUUGUGCACACGUUCGACGUUUUUUUUGCCCUUCUUACUUUACAAUCGUAUGUAUAUGCGUUCGAUGAAACGAUGGUAUUUCAGGAAGAAAGAUAAAAGAGUGGGAGAUCGGAUAUAAAGACGUGUCGUGCUUCGCGAAGAUAGAAACCGAUUUCAUCAUGUGGGAGUAUCGAGCUAUCGGCCUUCUGGCCUUGCUGGCCAUUCUAGUGUCCGCUCAUGCUGAAGUAUCGUUUCUUCCUUACGCGAAGAAGAUCCAUGAUCCAGUGAUAAUUACUCUUCGCGAAAAAAGAGGUGCUGGAUACGGCGGAGGUUCCGAUGCAUACAGUUCAGCAAGCAGUUCUGCCAAUGCUAAUGCAUAUGGUGGUGCCAAUAGUUUUGCAAGCUCAAGUGCACAAGCCAGUGCACAAGCCGGAGGAAAAUCGUCAGCCCUAUCCACUGCUAAUGCCAACGCUGGAGCAGGUGGAUAUGGUAGUGGAUCAGGUGGUGGAUUAGGAAGCGGUGGUGGAUUAGGAAGCGGUGGUGGAUUAGGAGGCGGUGGUGGAUUAGGAGGCGGUAGUGGAUUAGGCGGUGGUCACGGAGGAGGAUUAGGCGGCGGUGGUUGUGGAUCUGGUGGUUGCGGAGGUGGUAGCGGAUCGGGUGGAUAUGGAGGUGGCGGCAGCGGAGGUGGUGGUUAUGGAGGCGGAGGAAGCGGAUUAGGCGGAGGUCACGGAGGUGGUGGUUAUGGAGGCGGAGGAAGCGGAUUAGGCGGAGGAAGCGGAUUAGGCGGAGGUCACGGAGGUGGUGGUAGCGGAGGUGGUGGUUAUGGAGGCGGAGGAAGUGGAUUAGGCGGAGGAAGCGGAUUAGGCGGAGGAAGCGGAUUAGGCGGAGGAAGCGGAUUAGGCGGAGGUCACGGAGGUGGUGGUUAUGGAGGCGGAGGAAGCGGAUUAGGCGGAGGUCACGGAGGUGGCGGAAGCGGUAGUUAUGGAGGUAGUGGAAGCGGUGGUUAUGGAGGUGGUGGAAGCGGAUUAGGCGGUGGUCACGGAGGAGGAUUAGGCGGCGGUGGUUGUGGAGCUGGUGGCUGUGGAGGUGGUAGCGGAUCCGGUGGAUACGGAGGUGGUGGUAGCGGAGCCGGUGGAUAUGGAGGUGGCGGUAGCGGAGGCGGUGGAUACGGAGGUGGUCCUGUAAAAGGUACACCAAUUGGUGGAGGUUACGGCGGUGGUGGAUAUGGAGGUGGAAGUAGUGGCUCCGGUGGAUACGGUGGUGGAUCUGCAGGUUCUGGUGGAUAUGGAGGAAGUAGUGGCGGAGGUCAUGGAGGAGGUGGAGGCCUCGGCGGUGGAGGUGGACAUGGUGGAGGUCUAGGUGGAGGUCUAGGUGGAGGACUUGGCGGAGGUUUAGGUGGAGGACUUGGCGGAGGUUUAGGUGGAGGACUUGGUGGAGGACUAGGUGGAAGUGGCGCAGGUGGAUACGGAGGUGGUAGUGGUAGUGCUAGUGCAAGUGCAAAUGCACAGGCUAGUGCUAAUGCAGGAAGCUCUGGUGGAGGUGGUGGUUGCGGCGGAAGCUGCGGUGGAGGCUAUGGCGGUCAUGGUGGUCAUGGUCCUGGUACAGAUAUUUUCUCUCGUAUUGGUGGCAUAGAGGAAGGAGCAAAUCAAAGUGGUAGUGUGCACGGUGCAAAAGGUGUUUACAGCAGUAGUGCCGCAAAUAUUGAUUCGACCGGUAAAGGAUCCUACAAAGUAUCUGCUGGAAAAAUCCCAUGAAUCACCUAAAUGGAGAUUGGAGAAUUCGCCGAAGAAUUUUUAAAAUUUAAGCAACUAUCUUUUUAACUCGAUAUAAAUUCUGUACUUAUAUAUCUUCAUGAUUUUCGAUGCUAGAAACAAACUAAUAAAAACAUAAUGAUUUUGUUA